CCAGCUCGCCAUCGUCAACCACCUCGCCCAACGCCCAACGACCAGUCCACCCAGUCCGGAUCACCGUCAGUCGACAACACCGUUAAAAUGGCCCCCAUCAAGAAGAGCAAGAAGGAUGCCAACAGCAUCAACUCCAAGCUUGCCCUUGUCCUCAAGAGCGGUAAGGUCGUGAUGGGCUACAAGAGCACCCUCAAGAGCCUCCGCUCCGGCAAGGCCAAGCUCAUCCUGAUCGCUGGCAACACUCCUCCCCUCCGCAAGUCCGAGCUCGAGUACUACGCCAUGCUUUCUAAGGCCCCUGUCCACCACUUCACUGGCACCAACAUUGAGCUCGGUACCGCCUGCGGUAAGCUCUUCCGUGUCGGCGUUAUGGCCAUCACGGAUGCCGGUGACUCCGACAUCCUUGCUGACCAGCAGGCUUAAAUGCCUCGCGGCGCGAGGAUGGGGAAAAAAACGGCGUUGGGGAUCGGUUCAAGAAUAAGGCAUGACGGCAUGAUCUUGUUGGUUGCGGGGACAGGCCUCGCGCGAGCAUUAUACCCUUCAGAGUAGCAGUUCAUGUCACUGCACAUCUCAUAGAUGACCACCGAAGCCUUCU
Molecule: messenger RNA, 592 nt
Organism: Verticillium alfalfae VaMs.102
Lineage: Eukaryota; Fungi; Ascomycota; Sordariomycetes; Glomerellales; Plectosphaerellaceae
Product: 60S ribosomal protein L30
Exons: 5
Coding region: 88-420 (110 amino acids)
Cellular component (GO): cytosolic large ribosomal subunit
Molecular function (GO): RNA binding; structural constituent of ribosome
Source: RefSeq, a predicted model, not a curated record